Messenger RNA from Trichoplusia ni (cabbage looper), 4444 nucleotides. RefSeq lists its product as uncharacterized. Gene Ontology annotation, cellular component: plasma membrane. The record is from RefSeq and is a predicted model, not a curated record. Lineage: Eukaryota; Metazoa; Arthropoda; Insecta; Lepidoptera; Noctuidae. Bases 384 to 3248 code for a protein of 954 amino acids. The transcript has 12 exons.
AAGAAAUUGAAAAUAUCCACUGCGGUUAGCCAACUUUGUACACAAUACAAUAAUGUACCACAUGACAUUCAAGUAAAACAUUUAAUUAUAAAAUAUGUUUAUUAAAUAACAAAAUAAUACACAACUGGGGCAUACAAAUAAGCACAAUCUAUAUCAUAACACAUUAAAUCACCAAAAAUAACAUUUUAAAGAAUCAAUAACAGCCGACUGGUAAGCGUGGCCGAAGCUUGCUUUAGUUGUCUGGGCGCCGUAGCGCGGAGCGGACGCCUCUACGACACGACGCGCUACGACGUAGCACGUGCUACGAUACCGAUGAAAAAGUGCUUCGGGACAAAAAUGUGAUACAAAAAGUACAUUCGUGGUAAAAAAAAAUCUUAUUUCGUAUGAAGUGUUGUGACUUGAAUUGUGCUAAAAUGGAGUGGACUUUGAUGCUGUUGGUUUGUCUUUUCUACACGGCUGCCGGUAACCCUGCAAAAAUGGAUUCAAAACGGGACCAUUGUAACAAGACGGUGGAGAUAUACGAAGACGUGUCGUCCCCUCCGGUGACCUCGGAGAACUUCGGCAGACCCCUCACUUGCACAUAUAGGUUUAGAGCUUUCAGAGGAUCGCCGAAGGAUUGGAUUCUUAGGAUCAGGUUCAAAAAGUUCAAAGUUGGAACCUUGAUCAAUGGCACGACGUGUCACAAAGGAUACAUGCAGAUAGUCGACGGCAACGCGAAGACCGAUGUCUCGAACAGGAAGGAGCCAGGACUCUUCUGCGGCGAGAUAGAACAACCGCAGACUUUCAUAUCGGAGACCAACUUCGUGAAGAUAGUAUUCCACGCCGACAACUUCACUGAUCAAACUUACUUCAGUUUCGAUUCCAGAGCUGAGCAACAAUUUGAAGUGUAUCUACGGUACGGGCAGCAUCCGGAACUAUAUCCAAAUAGAAGAGGGGAAGUUGUUGCUGGGUCGUAUUGCGAGCGAGUGUUCCGGGAUUGUCGGCUGCAAACCUGUUACGUGCAGUCUGCUGCCUAUCCUGGAGUGUAUCCAAGAAAUCUACACUGCAGAUACCACUUGAACACACGACUGCCGUACAUAAAGCUUUACAUAGAGAACGAGGAGUUUAAUAUCGACGGUCAACGAUGCGAGAACAUCAUGACGUGUCCCAUGAGGCCCAUUACUUCUGGUUCUGAAAACUGUCCAUACGACUAUAUAAGAAUUUAUGAUGGCAAGGACGAAUCGGCUUCAGUCAUCGGUACCUUUUGCGGCAUGGGCAAGUUUCCAUACUCCAUCAUUGGAACCUCUCAGGAUCUCUUUGUAGAAUUCGUCAGCUCACCAGCAGGUCCUCUUCUGAACACUGGUUUCCAUUUCAAUGUGGGUAACUGGCCUGGUCACGUGGAGGCUCCAGGUUCGAAGGUUGGUACGUGCGACUGGCUGCUCACCGCUGAAACCUUGAAGAAGUCAGGUGAUACUGAAGGCAUCUUCCUCUCGGUUGCACAUUGGUACCCACCUCAUACGUCCUGCACAUAUCUAAUGCAGGGUUUCCCUGGGCAGGUCGUGAGGCUGUAUUUUCCAAGCUUCCGAAUCAACCGCAUAGAGUCUCCUAUCCAACCCUGGACUGGCGACUGUGGGGAGUCCCUCACCCUCUAUGACGCUCCAAGACCGGAUGACGCUCGCAUCAUCAAGACCUUCUGCGACACUUUCAGCAGACCCAUGGAGAAACAUGACUUCGUAUCCACGGGCAACGCCAUGUUUGUAAGAUUCGAAAGCAAAACUGGCAGUUAUAGUGGUUCUUCACUCUACUACUGGGCCCACUACGACUUCUUCAACAACACGCGGUUCGGAGAACCAGUUCCCGGUACUGCUUGUGAUGAGAUCAUAGCAUCUUGGAAGCAGAGGGCAGGAAGGCUGAGGUCACCCCUCAACACUCUCGUCUAUAAGCAAGCGUCACCUGGUGAAGAUGUACACUGUCUCUACAGAUUUGUGACAGAUAAACGGAUAUAUGCAAGAGUCAUUCUUACAAUCUUGAGUGUUAACUUUAAGGAACACCCCUAUACUUCAGUAACCUGUCAAAACUGCUACGAAGAUCGAGCUGAUAAGCUGAUCAUUUGGGAGCCCAACCCAGGUGGUAAAUCACCCAACAUGACAGCGCCAGGAGUCAGUACCACACCUCUACCACUCCAUCUAGCCGUGCAAAGAUCGCUUGGCUCCUGUCUUUGUGCAAAACAUUCUAAUGCCGUUAGCAGGGCGAGACCAUAUAGGGUAGUGUCUUCGGGAGAGAGUUUAAAUCUUCAGCUAAUUGUAGACAACGCUCACGCUGCAGCGUCUUAUUUCAAGAACCCUUCUCCAUUAUUUGAAGCUCGCUAUGAAUUUGUCCACGGUCCUCUAUGUGGGCCCGCAGUUCUAGCCGCUGCUUCAGAUGGUGAAAUUGUCUACCCGCACUUAGAAGCACUCGGCUACAUGGAACCACCAAAGAGGAUUCAAUGCAUAUGGGAUCUUGAGAUCGAGGAAAAGAGAGACAUCUGGUUACACUUCGAAAGUAUUAAAUUUGCGUCACGUCACUGCGAGGAUGGUAACAUUCAGAUCUAUUUACCAGGACGACUAGACCCAUACCUGUCUGUAUGUGGAGAUAAUGUCACCGAAACAGAAAAGCUGCCAAUUUUAUCCGCUGGUGAACUUGGGUUUGAAUCUUUAGAUGACCCAUUAGUCAUUGAAAAAGAAAAGACUAGAUCGAUCCGGAUAGUAUUUAUUGGAAGCGCAUCUCCAGCAAGAGCUGCCUUCAAAAUAGCUUGGACUGGGUUAUACCACUUACCUAAAAACUCAGACGGAACCUUGAUGACUUCACGUCUAACUGAUGGUGAAAUGAGAUCCACUGAUUCUGGACAAGGUUGUGACUUUAUUUGUCCAGGAGAAGCUCUAUGUAUUCCGGCAAGAUUGAUUUGUAAUGGUGUCGUUAAUUGUCCUAACGUUACUUCCGGUGAACGUAAAUUUUGGACCUCGGAAGAAAAGAGUGCUAGAGAAGCGUAUUCUGAGGAUAGCUUGAGACGCUUGGGCUAUUUAGAUUUAUUAGGAGGUCUUCCGUUGGGUCAGUUGCACGAUGAGGCUCCUGAGCUGUGUGCGCGGGCGAGGAGUGUGGGAGGGGGGGAGUGGACAGCACCAGCUCUGGGUGCUGGGUUAGCGAUUGCUAUCGGUGUGUGUGCUCUCGGUGCCGCCUGGCGCCUCUGCUGCCGCAAACGAUCUCCGGAUGAGGAGUCCCUGGAUUACUGACACGCGGCCCGCGGUGCGCCUCACGCACCGCCCUCGCUACACUCGCGAUCUACCUCCCGGGACCUUCCCAUGGACUGGAGCCUCCAUUGACAGACGCUAUAUUGAGCGCCGUCAGAGCCCUCCUUUGUUGACUACUGAGAACCAAGUUCUUUACCUGUUAUUGUUACGCGGUAUGGUGAAAAUCAUGACAGCUGAAAUUCGUAAUUCUGUCAAUUUUACGAUGAAUAUUUGCUACAAAUUCAGUGUAAUGGCAGUAUCAAGCAGUUCGCAUUGCGUGCUCGCGGAAAUAUUGUAGUGAUGUACAAAGUUUACGGUUGACGUUGAUCAGUUUAAUUUGUUGAAAAACGGCAUUGAAUAUUUUCCUUGCCGCUGCUCGAAACUGUCAUUAUAUUUCUACUUUACUUAAGUACAGUACUUUUUAGUGUACUUUAUUGAAGUCACCCUGUAUUUAACUCGUUUCAUUUAGGAGGGUAGAUUCCCCGGCGCUCAAAUUGACGACAUUGUUUUGUAAUUACUGUAUAUACCCUUAUACCUAAAUUUAAACCUAACAUUAACUGAUGCUUCAAAUGAACGAUCAUAGGUUAGGGCAAGGUGAUAGUAGCCAAACAGUUAAGUGAUUAUCAACUUAGGUAGUUAUAGUCGUAAUGUUUUUAUAACAAGAAAUAAGUACGAACACUCACGGAAAUACAGUAUUAGUUAAUUUUUAAUUCAUUUUGAAACAUCAUGUUGACACUUAUCUUGUAUAAUUAUGCUUGUGAAAUGAUCGCCAAGUUCAACUUGUAAAUAGAAACAUUUUCGAAAUACAAAAAUUGGCUUUUACUAAAAGCGUGUUCCAUAAGACGCAAUAAUAUUCUUGGCAGUGUUAAGCCAGGUUUAUUUUAUUGAAUUUUCCCGUGGUAUCGAACUUGGCGUAAUUUUACGUGCGUUCUAGCUUCAAAGCGAUUCGACUGAAUGCGAGCAUCAUGUAUCUACUCGUUAUAAUGUAAAUAAAUUCGAUUAGAUUAAGAACGUUAUUAGUCAUUUAACAGCAGACACCAUUGAUUUUUUGCUAACGAAUAAAGCAACUUAAUCACUUUAUUUAAAGUUUAUCAUCAUAAUUAUAUCUGGUUCUAUAAAAAAGAAAAUUAUAUAAAGUAGAAAAUUCCAAGAUGGGAAUUCAAAAUUAAUUUCUAAUUCUAUUUUUUCAUUGAUGUAUA